Messenger RNA from Coturnix japonica (Japanese quail), 926 nucleotides. Its product is annotated as histone H2A-like. Gene Ontology annotation, cellular component: nucleosome. Gene Ontology annotation, molecular function: DNA binding; protein heterodimerization activity; structural constituent of chromatin. NCBI's taxonomy places the organism in Eukaryota, Metazoa, Chordata, Aves, Galliformes, Phasianidae. The record is from RefSeq and is a predicted model, not a curated record.
UGUCCUUUCCUAUUGGUCCCCACCACACAAGGGGUGCCCUGGUUCCCACUGGGCUGGUGAGCAAAGGGUCUCACCCUGCAGAGAAGAAAGCCUGAGCUGUAGCCCUUCCAAAGGGAAGCUCAGCCCCAGGGUGGGGAGGUCCUUUCCAGAGCUCGUGGGGCCACUCUGCCAUAGACACCACUAGGCUGGGCUGGUAGGAGCACAGCAGGCAGAAAACACCAGCAAGGACCAGCAAAUACUUCAAGAGCAGGCAGGAAAGGCAGGAGAGGCAGAGGAAGAUCAUGCCCAGCAUGGAGAGACCUAUGGGAGGAAGGAGCAGGUCCAGAACAAGUGGGGUCUCCACUGUACCCAAGCAGAAGAGGGAGUCUGAGGCAAUGUACUCGGGGGAGCCCUCCACCAGCCAGGAAGCAAAGGCCAAAAAGAGUCGUUCCUCUCGCUCCUCCCGGGCUGGGCUGCUCUUCCCUGUGAGCCGCAUAGAGAGGCAGCUGCGCAGAGGCCAGUUUGCUGAGCGCUUUGGAGCCUGUGCCCCUGUCUACCUGGCUGCUGUGCUGCAGUGGGUGACACAGAAGAUCAUGGACAUGGCUGGGAAGAUUUCCAAGAAGAGCAACCAACAGUGCAUCUCUCCACAGCACUUGCAGAUGUCUGUGAAGAGCAGCUCUAUACUCAAGCACCUUCUGGGAAGCGAGCCCGAGUACCAUGGAGGGGAUGUCCCCCAAAGCCAGUGCACGGCACUUUCCAAGAGGAAGAAGACCAAGAGGAGGAAGAGAAGAAGCAGACAGCAGUCUGCGCCUGCCCGUGCCACUGCUGCUGUUAGUGUCAAGUGAAAGCAGAAAUUUCUGUCCCAUAUUGGCAUGGCAAGGGCUGUCUCGUUUGCCAAAUUAUCCACUAUAGUCUAACGGUUGAAUAAAAGCCCUUGAACUACCAAA